AUGGCGUACAACCGCGGUGUUAGUCUUACCCAAAUCCACCCUUCCCCCGACGCCGACGCCGAUACAGACAUCGAUAUCAUUGCCAUCCACGGCCUGGACACGAAAUCCCCAGACACUUGGAUUUCAAAAUCAUGCUAUCCCGACGAGGAUGUCAACUGGCUGGCAUGUCCACGUAUGCUUCCAGAAAGAAUAGGACCGGCACGGAUCUUCACGUGUGACUGGCCAGCAGAUCUCCUUGAACAGCCAGAUUUGAUCCAGAAAACAGCAGACGAGUUCGCCCGGCUCUUGCUCGCCGGAAUCAAACGACGUCCGUUGCCAACAAAGACUGGCUCCGCUAAGGGGAGAGACCGGCCGAUUGUCUUUAUUGCAUCGUGUCUCGGAGGUAUCAUUCUAAUCAAGGCUCUCGUCAUCGCUGGCCAUUCUUCAAGCGAAUAUACUGCUGUUAGACGAUCGACACGUGGAAUUGUCUUCCUUGCUACCCCUUUCCGCGGAACUUCGUUCCAAGAUGUAGCAAACUGGGCAGAGCCUGGUCUGAGGGCCUGGGCGUCGAUGCGAGGCCAAAAAGUGAGCAACCUCCUGGACGACGUCAAGGGAUCGACUUUCCACCUUGAGGAACUUGUGCGCAAGUUCACUCAGCUGUGUCAAGAUAAAGAUUAUCCCUACCAAGUGUUUGCUUUCUAUGAAACUGGCUUAACGAGUCUUCAUCGUAAAUUUCCUCUGAGCUGGUUGAUUCCAGCCUGGGUGCUUAAUCUAGCUGUUCCGCCCAAGCCACUUGUUGAUAGCUCUUCAGCAACUCUAGAUAUUGUCACCGACCCGCUGCCACUCAAUCGACGCCAUGUAAUGAUGAACAAGUUCAACAGCCCUGAAGAUCCAGACUAUCAAUGUGUUGUUGGAAAAAUUGAAGAGAUUCUUCAGGGCAUACGUACAAAUUCCCCGCUCGACGACGCAGACGCAUGGAUACGCGAUAAGCAUUAUGCUGUAGAUAGGCUCAAGAUUGAACGACUCUCUGGCGACCAAUUGCCGAUGGAUCAGUGCUAUAUCAAUCUUGCCGUUGUAGAACAGAGUGGCCAAGACUCAGAUCGCUCAAAGGCAAUAGACGCAAAGUCCUCACCGUUUUCCAUCUUCAAUCGACAGAAGAUUGAGACGCCAGAUACCGCUGUCAAGGUUGAGUUGGCAACAAUUUUCAACAAACGCCGAGGACGCGCUGGCCAAAUGAUACAGCCAAGAAGAAUCUUGAUUCGAGGACGCGCGGGGGUUGGUAAGACCACCUUAUGCAAAAAGAUCGUCCAUGAGUUUACUCAAGGUACAUGGAAUGAAUGGAAUAACUUGUUUGACCGCAUCCUUUGGGUGCCUCUUCGGAACCUGAAGCUCGAAGAAAGACGCCAACAACCGGCAUAUGACUUUGAAGCUCUCCUCACUCAUGAAUAUUUCUCUCUGCCGAACAAUAAACCGGAUUUCGCUAAACAAUUGGCCCGCUCUUUAGAGACUAACAGUGCCAAGACCCUGUUCCUCCUUGAUGGCCUGGAUGAAGUGUCACAAGACUUAGCCAGCAACAACAGUCUGUCUCGCUUCCUUAACGAGCUUUUAGAGCAGCCUAACAUCAUUAUUACUUCCCGGCCAUCUGGCAGGUUACCACUUAACCUUGAUCUUGAAUUGGAAGCGAUCGGAUUUUACCCCAACCAAGUCAAGGAAUACAUCAAGAACGCCUUUACCAAUCCAAAAACAACCGAGGUUGACGAGAAAACGGUUGGCAAAAUCCAGUCUUUCCUUCAAGAUCACUGGCUCAUUCAAGGCCUUGCACGCAUUCCAAUUCAGCUGGAUGCACUUUGCUACUCUUGGAUUGAUAUUCGCAGCGACAUGCCGGAGACGAUGACUGCCCUUUACCAAGCUAUAGAACUUAGCUUGUGGAAAAAAGACAUUGUGAGACUAGAGAAAACACAUAACCAUGGUCUAGUAACAUUGUGCCAUAUCCAAAAUGCAAGUCGGCAAAAGAUCGAAGAAUUUGUUAAAGAUGAGAUCGCUUUUCUUGAGAGUCUUGCCUUUGCUGGGCUUUGUAAUGAUAUAAUAGAAUUUGAACCGAAGCAUUUGAACUUCAUAUCCGACCGCUUCUCGGAUUUCUUGCUAGACAAGACAGCCCCAUCCCUGUCAUUUUUACGAACCUCAAACCCGUCAUCGGAAUACCGCUACCGAAGCUAUCACUUUAUACACCUGACCUUUCAGGAAUACUUCGCCGCGCGGUAUUUUGUACGGCAUUGGACUGCUAGGGCACCUCUCAGCUGCGUGGAACUCGGCAGUAGAAAGACUAACAAGACCGAGCCUAUCAAAUUCUUUCAGGAGCACAAAUACACAGCCCGCUACGAUAUCCUGUGGCGCUUUGUUGCCGGAUUACUUGACGCCAAGCCGGAAGAAAUAUCCCUCUUUUUCCAGAAAAUCGAGGAGGAGCCACUCGACCUCUUAGGCCCUGCGCAUCAACGGCUAGUCAUGCAUUGCUUGAGCGAAGUAUCGAGUAACUUACCAGUUCGAGCCCACCUAGAACAACGGCUUUCCAAUUGGUUACUAUUCGAAUGCGAAUUCGGGCAAAAUUAUCGCCCAUUCCUAGCAAGAGAGGUAGAAUUUCCCGAGCGGGUAUUGGAUACUACCUUUCGGGAAGGGUCCGAUAACAUCAAAUUGAAAAUAUUAAGAUCGAUAACAAAACGGGCCACUGCUCCAGCGAGCAUCAUUAAACAGGCAGUCUCCUGGAUAGGGCACAUGGACACUAGCACGCGAGAAGCUGCCAUCGUGGUCCUGCGGCAGUUGACCUUACCUGAUGGGAUUCCCUGGGCUAUAGCAGCGAGGCUUGAAGAAAAGGUUUGGUUUGUUCGAACAGGCGCUAUUACGGUCUUGGGCGAAAAAUCAGUCUUGCCUAAAGAAAUCCUUGGCGCUAUAGUAGCAAGGCUCGAGGAUAAGGAUUGGCGUGUCCGCAAAGCCGCUGCUGGGGCCCUAGGCCAACGACUGGCCUUGUCUGAUGAGAUUCUUAAGGCUGUAGCAGCAAGGCUCGAGGAUAAGGAUUGGCGUAUUCUUAAGGCUGUAGCAGCGCGGCUUGAAGACGAGGAGUGGUUUGUCCGAGAAACCGCGGUAGAAGCCUUGAACCAGCUUCGGCGAUUAAGCUCGCAUGAAAAGACUCUCAAGGCCAUAGCAACGCGGCUUAAAAGCAAGGAUUGGACCAUCCAACAAGCCGCUUUUAGAGCCUUGAACCAGCAAUAUAGUUUUUCAAUUGAAACUAUUGAGACUAUAGUGGCGCAGCUUAAGGACAGCGAAGACAGCUCUACCCGCGUAACUACCAUUAAGGCCUUAGGCAGUCGAUCAGACUUGCCGAACGAGGUUCUCAAGGCUAUAGCGGCACGGCUUAAGGAUAAUGAUAAUAUAUAUGUCCAAGUAGCCGCCGUUGAGGCCUUAGGCAAUCAAUUAAACUUACCAGACGAGAUCCUCCAGGUGAUAGCAGCGAGCCUUAAGAAUAACGAUAACGGGAGAAUUCAAGUAGCCGCCAUGAAGCCCUUACGCAAGCAAUUAAGCUUGCCUGGCGAGGUUCUUAAAGCUGUGCCAGCGCAGUCUAAGGACAAUAAAGACGACCUAUCCUUUAAAAUCGCCGCUAUUGAUGCAUUAGGCAAGCAAUCAAACUUGUCUAAUGAGAUUCUUCAUGCUAUAGUAGCACAACUUAAGUACAACGGCCGGGUCAUUCAACUUGCCGCCAUGAACGCUUUAGGCAAUCAAUUAAACUUGCCUGACGAUAUUCUCAAAGCUAUAGCUAUAGCAGCAAGUCUUAAGAAUGUCGAAAACUGGAGGGUCCAAGAAGCUGCCAUGAAGCCCUUACGCAAGCAAUUAAGCUUACCUGACGAGGUUCUUAACGUUAUAGCUGCGCAGCUUGACGAGGAAUCGUUCUCUGCAGAGCUUGCGGAGAGUAUACUGAGAAAGCACAGAGAAUUCUAUCUCACACUUCUCCUCGAAAGCCCUUACUCUCCCUCCCUCUACAAAGUGCUACUACGGCGGAGCUUCAGAGAAGACUUGAGCUGGUAUAUUGACGAUGAUGGCAACUCUUUUCUUAACCUACCAGGAGAUAGUGGAAGAACUCUUAUUGAUAAACAAUAUGACAUGAGGGCUAUAAUACAAGAAGUUCGUCCAGCAAACUUCCCAGCACAAUAA
Messenger RNA from Trichoderma asperellum CBS 433.97, 4179 nucleotides. NCBI's taxonomy places the organism in Eukaryota, Fungi, Ascomycota, Sordariomycetes, Hypocreales, Hypocreaceae. The record is from RefSeq and is a predicted model, not a curated record.